This is a messenger RNA of Cutaneotrichosporon cavernicola, 1743 nucleotides long. RefSeq lists its product as uncharacterized. The record is from RefSeq and is a predicted model, not a curated record. The transcript has 8 exons. Lineage: Eukaryota; Fungi; Basidiomycota; Tremellomycetes; Trichosporonales; Trichosporonaceae. The coding region runs from base 1 to 1743 and encodes 580 amino acids. Gene Ontology annotation, molecular function: amino acid transmembrane transporter activity. Gene Ontology annotation, cellular component: membrane. Gene Ontology annotation, biological process: amino acid transmembrane transport.
AUGAGCUUCCCAAACGGCAACGGCACACACGACAAGGAUGCGCAUGAUGACUUUGGAGACAUCAACCUCGGGGACAUGAACACUGCAGAGUUCAUGAACCCCGCAAAGCGUGAAAGCUAUGCUGCCCAUUCUCACUCGGAGAUUCAAACAGACUAUACAUACGGAAAUGGUCACUCCAACGACUUUAACACUCCACAGGCGCCAGGCGGACUGCACCGCUCCCUGUCGGAUCGGCACAUCUCGUUCAUUGGGUUCGGCGGCGGCAUUGGUGUUGGUCUAUUUGUCGGUAUCGGGCAGUCACUCGCUGCAGCAGGACCGUUGGGCAUCUUCCUCUCCUUCGCCAUUACAGGUACAUUGGUGUGGUGUGUAAUUCAAUCCAUCGGCGAGAUCAUCACCAAAUACCCUGUUGAGGCGACGUUUCCGGGGCUAGGCACACGUUUCGUCGACCCAGCAGUCGGCUUCACGAUCGGAUGGACAUACUGGCUUAACAUGGCCAUCUCGGUGGCAGUCGAGGUCACGGCAAUUGGAAUUCUAGUCGAGUACUGGAUCACGAGCGUCAGCGCGGCUGUGUGGAUCGCCAUCGCACUCGUCGCUAUCUACGGCUUCAACAUGCUCCCCGUUAGAUGGUAUGGGGAAGCCGAGGUGGCGACGUCUUGCAUCAAGGUGAUCACGCUUCUCGGACUCAUGAUUUGCUCACUGGUCAUCACCCUCGGUGGCGCGCCAGACCAUCAUCGCCGCGGCUUCGAGUACUGGCGCAACCCCGGCCCGUUUGUCCAAUUUCUUGGCAUCCCAGGCGACCUUGGCCGCUUCCUUGGCUUCUUCUACACACUCACAAACGCCGCUUUUGCGUACGGUGGCACCGAGGUCAUUGUUCUUGCUGGUGCCGAGGCCAAGAACCCGUCCAGACAGAUCCCACGCAACGUGCAACUGUUUGUCUAUCGCCUGCUCUUCUUCUACGUGAUCGGCUCGCUCUUCAUUGGCAUGAUUGUCCCGUCCAACCACCCGGACCUCGUGAACCAGCAGGCCAACGCCGCGUCGUCGCCGUGGGUCAUUGCCAUCAAGACUGCAGGCAUACACGCCCUUCCUUCGAUUGUCAACGCCGCGAUCAUCACGUCGGCGUGGUCGGCAGGCAACACGUACAUGUACAUUGCCUCGCGCACGCUCCGCGGCAUCGCACUCACGGGUCAGGCACCUCGCUUCCUCACCAAGACGACCAAGCAGGGCGUGCCAAUCUAUGCCGUUCUCUGCACGGCACCCCUCGGACUGCUCGGCUUCCUCUCGGUAGGCUCUGGCGGUGCGCCGCAGGCCUUUGACUGGCUCCAGUCGCUCAUCUCGCUCAACAACAUUAUCAACUGGGGUCUUCUCGCUUUCACCUACCUGCGUUUCUACAAGGCCAUGCAAGCGCAGGACAUCAGCCGCCGCACGCUGGUAUGGUAUGGCCGUUUCCAGCCAUAUUCGGCUUGGUUUGCCGUCAUCUUUUCGUCUAUUGUGUGUGUCUUCAAGGGCUUCCCAGUGUUUAUCACGUAUGGCGGGCGCAAGUUUGACGGCGCCGACUUUGUCGCAAGCUAUAUCAGCUUUGUGCUCUACUUGGUCCCGUAUCUCGGGUACAAGGUGAUCAAGCGAAGCAAGAUGGUCAAGCCGUCCGAGGCCGACCUGACGUCGGGCAUCAUCAACCCGUGGGACAUUUCCGAAGAGCGAGAACCAACAACGUGGUACGGCAAGGUGUGGCGGGCAAUUACGUAG